Messenger RNA from Strongyloides ratti, 1581 nucleotides. Its product is annotated as ATP-dependent RNA helicase DDX51. The transcript has 3 exons. Lineage: Eukaryota; Metazoa; Nematoda; Chromadorea; Rhabditida; Strongyloididae. Gene Ontology annotation, cellular component: nucleus. Gene Ontology annotation, molecular function: nucleic acid binding; ATP binding. Bases 1 to 1581 code for a protein of 526 amino acids. The record is from RefSeq and is a predicted model, not a curated record.
AUGCCUAAGAGAGUUAAAAAUAAAAUAAAAGGACCCUCAGGUAAUGAUUUCGAACCUAGAGAAUUUGUUGUUCCUGAAAUAAAGGAACCACCAAUAGAUUACAAAACUGUUGGUACAGAAGAAUUGAUAACAUUAGAAGAAGCUCAUAUGACGUUGUCUUGGAUUGAAGAAGCGACAACAUUUACUCCAGAAAUUAAUAAAGAAGUAUCUUUGAAAUUAAAACUUAUUAAAAAUUUGAAUGAAGAAUUGUUUAUAAAAGUUAAAAAAAAUAUUAAAAGAUAUUUUCCUGUUCAAGGAGCUGUAUUACCAGAUUUAUUGGAAGAGGCAGCAAUCCCUCCAAUAUUACCACCAAGAGAUAUAGCUAUAAGUGCUCCAACAGGUAGUGGAAAAACAUUAUGUUAUGUUUUACCAAUAUUAAAUUCAUUGUUAUAUAAUGGAAUAAAUUGUAUACAUGCUAUUGUUGUUGUUCCAGUAAAUCAAUUAGUUGAACAAAUAUUAACAGAAUUUAAAAAAUAUUCUCCAGAAUAUAUUAAUAUCGUUGGAUUGUCUAAUAGUGUCGAUCAUAAAAAAGAGAGAAAGAUGCUAUUUAAUAAUGAUUCAAUGUUAUGUACAGCUAAUAUUAUUAUAACUACACCUCAAAGAUUCAUGGAGCAUCUUUUUGAUAACGAUGGUAGAGAUUUUGACUUAACUAGGCUUCGAUAUUUAAUUAUUGAUGAAGCAGAUAGAAUGUCUCAUACUGCUAGAUUAGAUUGGUUAGAUACUAUUGAACAAAAAUGUAAAAUGGUAACAAAGAAAUUUACUCUAGAAGAUCUCAAUAAUUUUGGUACAAAUACAUAUUUACAAAAAAUAUUAGUUUCUGCUACCUUAAAUAGAGAUGUUGAAAUGUUACAUAUGUGGAAUUUAAGAUACCCAAGAUUAUUCCAUGCAAAAUCUAAUGAUGUAGAAGAAAAUGUUACUGAAAGUUGUAUGAAAGCUGACCAAAUAGAAAAUGCUUUGUACUUACCUCCUGGAUUAGUAAAUGAACAUGUCAUUUGUGAUAGUAAAUAUCAACCAUUACUUGUUUAUUAUUAUCUUUCAAAACAUCCUGAAUGGAAAUCUGUUAUCGUUUUUUGUGAUGAAAAUGAAAAGACUAAUAGGUUACCAGAAUUGUUGAAGAUUCUUUGUAAAGAUUCCAGUUGUGCUCAUCAAAUGAAUUCUCAACUACGUCCUGGUAAACGUGUUAGUUUAAUUAAAGAAUUUAAAGAACAUAAGAUAAGGGUAUUAGUAUGUUCUGAUGCUAUGUCUAGAGGAAUAGAUAUACAAGAUUUAGAUUGUGUUAUUAAUUAUGGAAGACCUUUAGACGAAAGACAAUUUAUUCAUAGGGCUGGAAGAACAGCACGUGCUGGAAACAAAGGAUUCCUUUUAAGUGUUGUUACGGGUGAUGAACAUAAAAUUAUGAAAAAAUAUUUAACUGAUGCUGGCAUAUGGAAUAAAAUUAAUGUUGCCAAGACUAAUCCAAUUGCUGGUAAUGAUCAAUUAAAGGAUAUUUACACUAAAGCACUUGAAAAAUAUAGACACAACAUGAAGGCUAGGAAUAAGUAA